AUGAACAAUUCGUCUCAAACAGGUCGAGAACGAUCGGAUGAUAAUCACAACUGGAACAAUGACAAUCAAAUUGCUGCUCUCUAUGAAGAAUUUAUCUCCGUUACUAAUACAAAUGUAGAUAUAGCAAAGAAGAUGCUACAAAAAAAUCAAUGGAAUCUUCAACAAGCGAUCGGUGCUUAUUUUGAUACACCAAACAAUGAGCAAGCUUCAGCAUCUAAUGGUGAACUAUUUGAGGAGAGUCGAAAAUUCAAAUUACUUUCAUGGAAUAUCGAUGGACUCGAUACAGAUGCUUUGGAAGUUCGAACACGAGGUGUUAUCGAUGUGAUAAAAAAAGAAAGACCCGAUGCUGUCUUUCUGCAAGAAGUUAUUCCAUCUUCACUUUCUCAGAUUCAAAUACAUUUACCGGAAUACGAGGCACAUCUUGGAAAUGUUCAAAAUUAUUUUGUGGUGAUUUUAACUCGUAAAGCAACACUUACAGUUCAAAGUUUGAAUUUGAUACCAUAUCCAGGCACUCAAAUGGGCCGAAACUUAUUAAUAAUUCAUACUAGAUACAGAAACACCGUCAAUAUUGAUCUGAUGACAUCGCAUCACGAAAGUGGCACAGAAGAGAGCUCAAGUCACGAACGCAUGGAGCAAUUGAAAUUAUGCUUUAAAAAAAUGUUCGAUGCCCCAUCAGACCAUUUCGUAAUUUUCGGUGGUGAUUUAAAUAUGCGACAAAAAGAGUUAUACAAAAUUGGUAACGUUCCAGCUGGUAUAUAUGACUUAUGGUUUGCUAAUGGUAAACCAACUGAUUGUGAAUAUACGUGGGACAUGCAACUAAAUACCAAUAAGACUUUUUCAAUGUCUUCAAGUCGACCACGAGCGCGCUUUGAUCGUUUAUAUUUUCGAUCAUCAAGCGAUAAUUCUAUCAAAUUUCAACCAGUUGGUUUUGAAUUGAAAGGUCUCGAUAUCAUACCAUCUGUUCAACGAUUUUGUUCCGAUCAUUGGGCUAUCCAAGUUUCUUUCAGUGUUUAA
Adineta ricciae is the source of this 1014-nucleotide messenger RNA. The record is from the annotation of a GenBank genome assembly. Lineage: Eukaryota; Metazoa; Rotifera; Eurotatoria; Adinetida; Adinetidae.